Molecule: messenger RNA, 279 nt
Organism: Angiostrongylus costaricensis
Lineage: Eukaryota; Metazoa; Nematoda; Chromadorea; Rhabditida; Metastrongylidae
Source: the annotation of a GenBank genome assembly
AUGAAUGAAAUAAAUCAGGACGAAUUUCUUAUUUGGCCAGUGCACUUAAAACUAACGAGGCCAAAAAAACUGGAGGGACUUGAUUCUCUGGCAGUUCUACCGACUUCUUUGGUGCUCUCAGGUGCCGUACUUCGCGAAAGGGAAGACGCUCACAUAGUUGCCACCAUUCAGUAUACGGUUGAUUGGCUGAACCAAAGGGGUAUCUACGGUGAAAUAGAGUAUCUCAUAGAUUAUCUGGCUGAUGUAGAUCACUAUGCUGCAUUGAAAAAAGGUUGGUGA